CGGCGGCGGCUGAGGGUGAGAGCGGCGGCCAUGGUGGGCUUCCCGGCGGCGGCCGCCUUCCAGGUGCUGUGUUGAUUUAAGAAGAUGGAGUGAAGUGAAAAGGAGGAUAAGGCCAAAUCGUAUAAGGAAGAAAAUGUGAAAGCUCCUUUUUGAAGGCUAAAGAGGGACCCUUGAACAACCAAAACCACGUGGGGUAUGCCUGGGCUAGAUUUAUCAUUUGCAGAAACAUUAUCGAUUGACUUCCAUGCUUUCUGGAGAUCAUUUUACCUUUCCACUGUAGGUUGGUUUAGAUACUCGCCUGAAUUGGUAGCAGAGAUUAGAUCCAAGAGUUGCUGGCGAGAAGAGGAUCCCAGCGAUGCCUGGAUCCCCCGCGGAAGUGAAGAUACAAUCCAGAUCUUCACCUCCAACCAUGGCACCCCUGCCACCUGUCAACCCAGGUGGGCCCCGCCCAGUGUCAUUCACUCCUACUGCAUUGUCCAACGGGAUUAAUCAUUCUCCUCCGACCCUAAAUGGCGCACCGUCCCCACCCCAGAGGUUCAGCAACGGUCCUGCUUCUUCCUCUUCCUCUUCACUGACCAAUCAGCAACUGCCGGCCACCUGCGGAGCCCGACAGCUGAGCAAGUUAAAACGCUUCCUAACCACCCUUCAGCAGUUUGGCAACGACAUCUCCCCCGAGAUCGGGGAAAAGGUCCGGACACUGGUUCUAGCAUUGGUGAACUCAACAGUGACUAUUGAAGAAUUUCACUGUAAGCUUCAAGAGGCUACAAAUUUCCCACUCCGUCCCUUCGUGAUUCCAUUCCUCAAGGCCAACCUCCCGCUGCUGCAGAGGGAACUGCUGCACUGUGCCCGGGCAGCCAAGCAGACCCCUUCCCAGUACCUGGCACAGCACGAACACCUUCUGCUCAACACAAAUACUACAUCCCCAGCCGACUCUUCCGAGCUGCUGAUGGAAGUGAAUGGAAAUGGAAAAAGACACAGUCCAGACAGGCGAGAGGAUAAUAGCUUUGAGAGGGAUUCAGUCCCCCCCGAGCCUCCAGCCAAGAGAGUAUGCACCAUUAGCCCAGCUCCUCGGCACAGCCCGGCCCUAACCCUGCCACUCAUGAAUCCCGGGGGUCAGUUCCAUCCCACCCCCCCUCCUCUUCAGCACUACACCUUGGAAGAUAUCGCCACCUCCCACCUGUACAGAGACCCUAGCAAGAUGCUGGAACAUCGAGAAAUGCGGGACAGACAUCACGGUCUCGGCUUGAACGGAGGCUAUCAGGAUGAGCUGGUGGACCAUCGGUUGACAGAGAGAGAGUGGGCCGAUGAGUGGAAGCAUCUCGAUCACGCCCUGAAUUGCAUUAUGGAAAUGGUGGAGAAGACCAGGCGUUCCAUGGCGGUUCUGCGGCGCUGUCAGGAAGCAGAUCGAGAGGAGCUCAACUACUGGAAGAGGCGGUGCAGUGAGACCACAGAGAACAGGAAAGCAGGAAGCGAACUUAUCUCGAGGCAGCACAGUCCCGGCAGUUCGGACUCCAUCAAUAAUGAUUCCCAGCGGGAGUUCAACAGUAGGUCGGGAGCAGGCUACGUCACCGAAGAGAUAUGGAAAAAGGCUGAAGAAGCUGUGAAUGAGGUGAAACGCCAGGCCAUGUCCGAGGUGCAGAAAGCGGUGGCGGAGGCCGAGCAGAAGGCGUUUGAAAUGAUCGCCUCGGAGAGAGCCCGAAUGGAGCAAACCAUAGCAGAUGCCAAGCGCCAAGCCACAGAAGAUGCUUUCCUCGUUAUAAAUGAGCAAGAAGAGUCUACGGAGAGCUGCUGGAACUGUGGUCGCAAAGCCAGCGAGACAUGCAGCGGAUGCAACAUCGCCCGCUACUGCGGCUCUUUCUGCCAGCACAAAGACUGGGAGAGGCACCACCGGAUCUGCGGGCAAGGGUUGCUCGGCCAGAACAAGCCGCUCCCGCCGCCGGCGGGGCGGUCGGCCGUCUCAAAACCCACCGAGGGGGCGCCCAGCCCGGCCCUGGACAAGACCUCGGCGGCCACCUCCCGGUCUUCGACCCCAGCCUCCGUGACGGCGAUAGACGCGAAUGGACUCUGAGCGGGAGGGCAGGGGGAUCGAUCCCCGGCUCGCAGAGGGAAGAGUCGAAAUGCAUUCCGGGGACCCUUCCGGGCGUUGGCACGGGGCUGUUGGGGUGAGGGGGAGGGGAAGAAGGGGGAACGGUUCAUUAAACACAACGGUACCGGUCGAUGAGAAAGGCCCAGCGACCUCCCUGCUGGCCCGCGAUGACUUCUCCCUAAUCCUCCCGGCUAGACUGGCCUCGCUGGAAUGGCAGAGACCUUCCCCUCGGAGCGCCAGGCGGCAGUCGGGCAGUGCCAACAUGCAGGCGGCUCAGACAGCAUUCACACGUGACAUUGGUACAUCGCUCGUACCCCUGCUCUCCGCCACCGGGGACUCACCCGUUUGCGAGCGUGGCUGGCCGGCUCGCCCGACCGCCCUCUACCCUCAUCAAGUUCGGCGGCCCGGCGCAAACCAUCCCCCGCAAAGGAAGACGACUUGAGAGCAGGUCCGGACGGGGGGGUACCCUGACUGGCAGUCGGGAUCCGCCCGAUGCCGCCGGGGCUGAAGAUCCCAUGUCGGAGCGCCUUCUUUCUCUCUCGCUCGCUCGCCUUGUCUUGGAAAGGAAGACCCAGGUUAUAUGCAACGCACACUAGUGCUCAGUCACUUUCUCUCCCCACGCCCUUCCGCCCUCCCAGAGGAGGUCAGUGACCGGCCAGAUCGGAAGCCCACCCGGAAGCCUUGGUGACCAUCGGGCCACAGAAACUCGAUGGCGAAUUCAGCAGCGUAGGAACCGCGUGUGGCUGAUUCCAAAGGAGCCGCCGCAAGGAAAGAACUCCUCUCCCUUCCUUCCCCCCCGCCCUCCCUCUUUCCCUCCCUCCGGUUCUGCCCCGUCUAAUGAACUGUGUGUAGAGUCAUCCCAGCACCAAAGGGGAAUCGCCGGCCAGCCCGGGAAACACGCUAGAAACGGUCUGGGAACCCGGAUUGUCCGUCGAUCUGUCGUGGAUCGUCCUGGGCAGAGCCCUCCACCCCCACGAGCCGCUGAGCACAGCCGGACCGCGGCGAGGAUUUCUCCUGGGUCUUUCUCAUUUGUUCGGCUAUGCAGAAAACUCCUUUUCCACUGCAUGGAAGAUCAGUUUUAUAUUUGUGUAGAACUUCUGAGGGAGACUGAGUGCGUGCGUCGUCCUCCCUGAGCAUGUGGGCCAAAAUAUAACCGUGUCUGAUUGUUUUUCU
Molecule: messenger RNA, 3259 nt
Organism: Ornithorhynchus anatinus (platypus)
Lineage: Eukaryota; Metazoa; Chordata; Mammalia; Monotremata; Ornithorhynchidae
Gene: CBFA2T2
Product: CBFA2/RUNX1 partner transcriptional co-repressor 2
Exons: 13
Coding region: 356-2068 (570 amino acids)
Biological process (GO): negative regulation of DNA-templated transcription; DNA-templated transcription
Cellular component (GO): nucleus
Molecular function (GO): transcription corepressor activity
Source: RefSeq, a predicted model, not a curated record